Lactuca virosa is the source of this 3042-nucleotide messenger RNA. The record is from the annotation of a GenBank genome assembly. Lineage: Eukaryota; Viridiplantae; Streptophyta; Magnoliopsida; Asterales; Asteraceae.
AUGGACAACCCUACUCCAUUAACAGCCUCUCCGGGUUCAGUCCGGAACUGGAACGACGAUACUCCUCGCGUGAAGAUCUUAUGUAGCUUUAAUGGUGGCAUACUACCACGCCCACAAGACGGAAAACUUAGGUACGUUGGUGGUGAAACACGGAUUUUGAGUGUUCCCAGAGACAUUACAUUCGAAGAACUAAUGUCAAGGAUGAAAGAUUUGUUUGAAGGGGCGACUGUUUUGAAAUAUAAACAGCCCGAUGAAGAUCUUGAUGCUCUGGUUUCAGUAGUGAAUGAUGAUGAUGUGACAAAUAUGAUGGAGGAAUACGACAAGUUAGGUUCAGGGGAUGGAUUUACUAGGCUUAGGGUAUUCUUGUUUUCAAAUUCUGAACUUGAUGAUCCUUUACACUUUUUAGAUACUGAUGGGAGAGAUAGUGAAAGGAGAUAUGUAGAUGCUUUGAACAGUCUUCAUGACUCCCCUGAGUAUGGAAAACAACAUAUGAGUGAGUUUCAAGGAAUGUCUCCCAUGGAUGACUCUCAGUUAACAGAAUAUUCCUUUAAUCCGUUAAAUUUAGAUGGUGGUAUUCAUAAUCCAAGAAACUAUGACACACAUAUGCCACCAAUUAACUUGCAUCACCUUACAAUCCCUCAUAUGGGUCCAUUGCAACACCAACAGCCACUAAGCCCUGCAUACUACUCCCCUAGACACUCUGGAAAUGACUUUCCAACUUCUCCUUCAUGUUCUUAUUACCAUAGUCCUUAUGGUGAACCAGCAGCAGAAGAUUACUACAGACAACAUCAUGUUAAUCAUCUUUCCCCAAUUGAUCACCAAUCCCAAUUACCAAUCCCAAGCACCAACAUGUUUGAAGGAAACAAUGUUUUUGACCAAUGUACCCCUCCAUUUUCAAGAAACCAAACUCCGGAAUUACCCAACACCGGAAACGGAUUCCACCAAUUCCCCCAUCCGUAUUACAUUAGAGAACAAAAUGAACCUAGAACUUUCUACAAUGGGCCCACAGGGUAUCCAGAUAGUCAUCCAAUUCCAUCACCUUAUAAUGUCCCACGUGAUGAUAGAACACAUUACAUUCGUCAUAGACAUGAAUUUGGUAAUGAAAUGUUUCAUGAUCAAAUUACUCUAUAUGGAAACUUUCCAUAUGCUUAUGGACCUGAGAAUCUUCAACAUUCAUCAUCUAAUAAUGGACACGUACAAAAUUCUUAUUGGAGAGAUGUUCAAAGCCCAAUGCAUGGGUCUCCAUCAAAUGAAACACCAAUUUCACCACAACAACAAGAAAAUGGUAUUCCUAGGCUUCGAAUUGAGGUGGAGCAUCCGAAUCCUUUGGUGGACCCCACUCAUAAACUGACACGUUACAAUGAGAGUGAUGUAUCUGAUUAUUACCCUGUACGCCCUUUGAAACUUAUGCCAAAUUCUUACAAUCCUGAGGAUCAUAACAUGGCUCCUGAACCUGUUAUCCCUGUCCAAUCUAAUGAUUCGGUUUUGGGGUUUGACCAAUCACCAAGUUUCGUUGACCAUAAAUCACUUUCUUUGAACACCAUGAAUAGAAAAACAACACAAAACACCAAUGACAACACUGAACCAUUGAUAAAGAUAGAUGGAAAAGAUGGUUCUGAAAGUUUGAAGGAGUCAGAGCAAGUAAUAACAAAUUCCCCUGGAGUCAAUGCUCCUGAAAAAGGGGAAGCUAAAGGUGAAGACUUGAAUUUUGUUCCUCAAUUUUUUGAAUCUGUGAAAAAAGCUGCUUUAGAAUGUGCUGAGGAGGUCAAAGGUGAAGUUGAAGAAGUUGUUGAUUCUGUCCCUGAGAAAGUUGCUGAGGUGAAAGAGGAACCCACUCAAGAAUUAGAUGUUGUGGAUGCACCUGAGGAUUUGGAGUUGGACUCUGAUACUGGGACUGAAAGCAUUUCAAAGAUUGAACCAACAAAAGCUGAGGAGGAAGCCAUUGCUAGAGGAUUGCAGACCAUAAAGAACGAUGAUUUGGAGGAGAUACGCCAGCUAGGAUCAGGUACAUAUGGAGCUGUUUAUCAUGGAAAGUGGAAGGGUUCUGAUGUGGCAAUUAAGAGAAUUAAAGCCAGUUGCUUUGCUGGAAAACCAUCAGAAAGGGAACGUAUGAUUGCUGAUUUUUGGAAGGAGGCUUCAAUGUUAAGUUCAUUGCACCACCCAAAUGUCGUCUCCUUUUAUGGUAUAGUUCGUGAUGGGCCAGAUGGGUCUUUGGCAACUGUAACAGAGUACAUGAUCAACGGAUCUUUAAAGCAGUUUUUAAAGAAAAAGGACAGAACGAUAGAUCGGCGUAAAAGACUUAUCAUAGCCAUGGAUGCUGCUUUUGGAAUGGAAUAUUUGCAUGGAAAGAAUAUUGUACACUUCGACCUAAAGUGUGAAAAUUUGCUAGUAAAUAUGAGAGAUCCACAUAGACCAAUUUGCAAGAUUGGAGAUCUUGGCCUAUCGAAGGUAAAACAACAAACAAUGGUGUCUGGAGGUGUUCGUGGAACUUUGCCUUGGAUGGCACCUGAGCUUCUUAGUGGAAAAAGUCAAAUGGUAACAGAAAAGAUUGAUGUUUAUUCAUUUGGGAUUGUCAUGUGGGAACUACUCACUGGAGAUGAACCUUAUACAAAUAUGCAUUGUGCUUCCAUUAUUGGAGGAAUUGUGAAUGGAACAUUACGUCCAACAAUACCAACAUGGUGUGAUCCCGAAUGGAAGUCAUUAAUGGAAAGAUGUUGGUCUGCUGAUCCACACGAAAGACCAUCUUUUUUAGAAAUUGCUCAAAAGUUGAGAACAAUGGCUGCAUCAAUGAAUGUCAAAUAAAUCAUAUCCAUCUUUCAUCCAUAAAAUCAAUCAACCCUUCUUCACUUCUUUUAUUCGUGCUGAUGGGUUCAAAAUGGAGACAAAAGUCGAGCUCAUGAGGAAGAACUAUUAUUGUGUAUAAGAAAACGUUAUGAAAGUGUUGUCCUUUUUUUAGCGUGUGAUAAUAUGUUUUUCUACUAGAAGUUGGGGUUUUGAGCUUUACUUUGAAAUGAUCAUUAGAUCAUAUUUGAUAAUCCGAUU